Messenger RNA from Porites lobata, 15333 nucleotides. Lineage: Eukaryota; Metazoa; Cnidaria; Anthozoa; Scleractinia; Poritidae. The record is from the annotation of a GenBank genome assembly.
AUGCUAGCAGAGGUGGAGGCCGAGACACUUAGCGACACACUGGGCGAUGUGGAGGCUGAAACGCUGGUGGACACACUAACUGACACGAUGGCAGAGGUGGAGGCCGACAAACUUGGCGACACACUGAGCGAUGUCGAGACCGAAGCACUGGUCGACACACUGGCUGAAACGCUAGCAGAGGUGAGGGCCGACAAACUUUGCGAAGCACUGGGCGAUGUGGAGGCUGAAAGGCUGAUGGACACACUGGCAGACACGCUGGCAGAGGUGGAGGCCGAGAAACUUGGCGACACACUGGGCGAUGUGGAGGCUGAAACGCUGGUGGACACACUGGCUGACACGCUGGCAGAAUUGUAGGCCGAGACACUUGGCGACCCACUGGGCGAUGUCGAGCCUGAAGCACUGGUCGACACACUAGCUGACACACUAGCAGAGGUGGAGGCCGAGACACUUAGCGACAAACUGGGCGAGGUCGAGACUGAAGAACUGGUGGACACACUGGCUGACACGCUAGCAGAGGAGGAGGCCGAGACACUUGGCGACACACUAGGAGAUCUCGAGAACGAAGCACUGAUCGACACAUAUGGUGACAAGCUUACAGAGGUGGAGGCUGAGACACUUGGCGACAAACUCGGCGAUGUCAAGACCGAGGCACUGGUCGACACACUGGCUGACACGCUAGCAGAGAUGGAGGCCGAGACACUUGGCAACACACUGGGCGAAGUCGAGACCGAAGCACUGGUCGACACACUCGCUGACACGCUAGCAGAGGUGGAGGCCGAGUAACUUGGCAAAACACUGGGCGAUGUCGAGACCGAAGCACUGGUCGACACACUGGCUGACAGGCUAGCAGAGGUGGAGGCCGAGACACUUGGCGACACAUUGAGCGAUGUCGAGACCGAAACACUGGUCGACACACUGGCUGACACGCUAGAUGAGGUAGAGACCGACAAACUUUGCGACACACUGGGCGAUGUCGAGACCGAAGCACUGGUCGACACACUGGCUGACACGGUAGCAGAGGUGGAGGCCGAGAAAAAUGGCAACACACUGAACGACGUGGAGGCUGAAACGCUGGUGGACACACUCGCUGAGACGGUAGCAGAGGUGGAGGCCAAGAAACUUGGCGAAACACUAGGCGAUGUGGAGGCUGAAACGCUCUUGGACACACUGGCUGACAAGCUGGCAGAGGUGGAGGCCGUGACACUUGGCGACAGAAUGCGCGAUGUCGAGACCGAUGCACUGGUCCACACACUGCCUGACACGCUAAGAGAGGUGGAGGCCGAGAAACUUGGCGAAACACUGGGCGAUGUGGAGGCUGAAACGCUGGGGGACACACUGGCUGACACGCUAGCAGAGGUGGAGGCCGAGACACUUGGCGACACACUAGGAGAUGUCGAGACCGAAGCACUGGUCGACAAAGUGGGUGACACGCGUGCAGAGGGGGAGGCUGAGACACUUGGCGACAAACUCGGCGAUGUCGAGACCGAAGAACUUGUCGACACACUGGCUGACACGCUAGCAGAGGUGGAGGCCGACAAACUUGGCGAACCACUGGGCGAUGUCGAAACCGAAGCACUGGUCGACACACUGGCUGACACGCUAGUAGAGAUGGAGGCCAAGAAAGUUGACGAAACACUUGGCGAUGUGGAGGCUGAAACGCUGGUGGACAAACUGGCUGACACGCUGGCAGACGUAAAGGCCGAGACACUUGGCGACACACUGGGCGAUGUCGGGACCGAAGCACUGGUGGACACACUCGCUGACACGCUAGCAAAGGUAGAGGCCGAGAAACUUGGCGAAACACUGGGCGAUGUCGAGACCGAAGCACUGGUCGACACACUGGCUGACACCCUAGCAGAGGUGGGGGCGGAGACACUUGGCGACACACUGGGCGAUGUCGAGACGGAAGGACUGGUCGACACACUGGCUGACACGCUAGCAGAGGUAGAGGCCGACAAACUUUGCGACACACUGGGCGAAGUCGAGACCGCAGCACUGGUCGACACACUGGCUGACACGGUAGCAGACGUUGAGGCCGAGAAACCUGGCGACACACUGAACGAUGUGGAGGCUGAAACGCUGGUGGACACACUGGCUGAGACGGUAGCAGAGGUGAAGGCCGAGAAACUUGGCGAAACACUAGGCGAUGUGGAGGCUGAAACGCUCUUGGACACACCGGCUGACAAGCUGGCAGAGGUGGAGGCCAUGACACUUAGCGACAGAAUGCGCGAUGUCGAGACCGAUGCACUGGUCGACACACUGCCUGACACGCUAAGAGAGGUAGAGGCCGGAAAACUUGGCGAAACACUGGGCGAUGUGGAGGCUGAAACGCUGGUGGACACACUGGCUGACACGCUAGCAGACGUUGAGGCCGAGAAACUUGGCGACACACUGAACGAUGUUGAGGCUGAAACGCUGGUGGACACACUGGCUGAGACGGUAGCAGAGGUGGAGGCCGAGAAACUUGGCGAAACACUAGCCGAUGUGGAGGCUGAAACGCUCUUGGACACACUGGCUGACAAGCUGGCAGAGGUGGAGGCCGUGACACUUGGCGACAGAAUGCGCGAUGUCGAGACCGAUGCACUGGUCCACACACUGCCUGACACGCUAAGAGAGGUGGAGGCCGAGAAACUUGGCGAAACACUUCGCGAUGUGGACACUGAAACGCUGGCGGACAAACUGGCUGACACGCUGGCAGACGUGGAGAAUGAGACACUUGGCGACACGCUGGGCGUUGUCCAGACCGAAGUACUGGUCGACACACUGGCUGACACGCUAGAAGAGGUGAAGGCCAAGAAACUUGGCGCAACACUUCGCGAUGUGGACACUGAAACGCUCUUGGACACACUGGCUGACACGCUGGCAGAGGAUGAGGCCGUGACACUUGGCGACACAAUGCGGGAUGUCGAGACCAAUGCACUGUUCGACACACUUACUGACACGCUAGCAGAGGUGGAGGUCGAGGUACUUGGCGACACACUGGGCGAUGUCGAGACCGAAGCACUGGUUGACACACUGGCUGACACGGUAGCAGAGGUGGAGGGCGAGAAACUUGGCGACACACUUGGCGAUGUGGACGCUGAAACGCUCUUGGACACACUGGCUGACACGCUGGCAUAGGUGGAGGCCAUAACACUUGGCGACAGAAUCCGCGAUGUCGAGACCGAUGGACUGGUCGACACACUGCUUGACACGCUAGCAGAGGUGGAGGCCGAGAAACUUGUCGAAACACUGGGCAAUGUGGAGGCUGAAACGCUGGUAAACACACUGGCUAACACGCUAGCAGAGGUGAAAACCGAGACACUUGGCGACACACUAAGAGAUGUCGAGACCGAAGCACUGGUCGACAAAGUGGGUGACACGCGUGCAGAGGUGGAGGCCGAGACACUUGGCGACACACUGAGCGAUGUUGAGACAGAAACACUGGUCGACACACUGGCUGACACACUAGAUGAGGUAGAGACCGACAAACGUUGCGACACACUGGGCGAUAUGGACGCUGAAACGCUCUUGGACACACUGGCUGAUACGCUGGCAGAGGUUAAAGCCGUGACACUUGGCGACACAAUGCGGGAUAUCGAGACCAAUGCACUGGUCGACGCACUGACUGACACGCUAGCAGAGGUGGAGGCCGAGAAACCUUGCGAAACACUGGGCGAUGUGGAAGCUGAAACGCUGGUGGACACACUGGCUGACACGCUAGCAGAGGUGGAGGCCGAAAAACUUGGCGACACACUGGGAGAUGUCGAAACCGAAGCACUUGUCGACACACUGGCUGACACGCUAGCUGAAGUGGAAGCCGAGUAAUUUGGCGAAAUACUGGGCGAUGUCGAGACCGAAGCACUGGUUGACACACUGGCUGAUACGGUAGCAGGGGUGGAGGCCGAGAAACUUGGCGACCCAGUGGGCGAUGUCGAGACCGAAGCACUGGUCGACACACUGGCUGACAAGGUAGCAUAGGAGGAGGCCGAGAAACUUGGCGAAACACUAGGUGAUGUGGAGGCCGAAACGCUGGAGGACACGCUGGCUGAAAGGCUGGCAGAGGUGGAGGUCGAGACACCUGGCGAAAAACUGGGAGAUGUCGAGACCGAAGCACUGGUCGAAACACUGGCUGACACGCUAGCAGAGGUGGAGGCCGACAAACUUGGCGAAACACUGGGCGAUGAAGAUGCUGAAACGCUGGUGGACAGACUGGCUGACACGCUGCCAGACGUGGAGGCCGAGACACUUGGCGACAGACUCGGCGAUGUCGUGACUGAAGGACUGGUCGACACACUGGCUGACACGCUAGCAGAGGUGGAGGCCGAGACACUUGGCGACGUACUGAGCGAUGUCGAGACCGAAGCACUUCUCGACACACUGGCUGACACGCUAGCAAAGGUGAAGGCGGAGAAAAUUGAUAAAACAGUGGGCGAGGUGGAGGCUGAAACGCUGGUGGACACACUGGCAGACACGCUGGCAGAGGUGGAGGCCGAGACGGUUUGAGAUACACUAGGAGAUGUCGAGACCGAAGCACUGGUUGACACACUGGGUGAAACGCUAGGAAAGUUGGAGGCUGAGACACUUGGUGACAAACUCUGCGAUGUCGAGACCGAAACACUGGUCGAAACACUGGCUGACACGCUAGCAGAGGUGGAGGCGGAGAAACUUGAUGAAACAGUGGGCGAUGUUAAGGCUGAAACGCUGGUGGACACACUGGCUGACACGCUGGCAGAGGUGGAGGCCGAGACCCUUUGAAACACACUAGGAGAUGUCGAGACCGAAGCACUGGUUGACACACUGGGUGACACGCUAGCAAAGGUGAAGGCUGAGACUCUUGGCGACAAACUCGGCGAUGUCGAGACCGAAACACUGGUUGACACACUGGCUGACACGAUACCAGAUGUAGAGGCGGAAAAACUUUGUGACACACUGGGCGAUGUCGAGACCGAGGGACUGGUCGACACACUGGCUGACACGCUAGCAGAGGUGGAGGCCGAAAAACUUGGCGAAACACUUGGCGAUGUGGACGCUAAAACGCUCUUGGACACACUGGCUGACACGCUGGCAGAGGUUGAGGCCGUGACACUUGGCGACACAAUGCGGGAUCUCGAGACCAAUGCACUUGUCGACACACUGACUGACACGCCAGCAGAGGUAAAGGCCGAGAAACUUGGCGAAACACUGGGCGAUGUGGAGUCUAAAACGCUGGUGGACACACUGGCUGAAACGCUAGCAGUGGUGGAGGCCGAGACACUUGGCGACACACUAGGAGAUGUCGAGACCGAAGCACUGGUCAACAAAGUAGGUGACACGCUUGCAGAGGUUGAGGCUGAGACACUUGGCGAAAAACUCGGCGAUGUCGAGACCAAAGCACUUGUCGACACACUGGCUGACACGCUAGCUGAAGUGGAAGCCGAGUAACUUGGCGAAAUGGUGGGCGAUCUCGAGACCAAAACACUGGUCGACACACUGGCUGACACGGUAGCAAAGGUGAAGGCCGAGAAACUUGGCGACACACUGGGCGAUGUCGAGACCGAAGCACUGGUCGACAGACUGGCUGACACGCUAGCAGAGGUAGAGGGCGAGAAACUUGGCGACAUACUGAGCGAUGUCGAGACAGAAGCACUUGUCGACACACUGGCUGACACGGUAGCAGAGGUGGAGGCGGAGAAACUUGAUAAAACAGUGGGCGAUGUUAAGGCUGAAACGCUGGUGGACACACUGGCUGACACGCUGGCAGAGGUGGAGGCCGUGACACUUGGCGACAGAAUGCGCGAUGUCGAGAGGGAUGCACUGGUCGACACACUGCCUGACACGCUACCAGAGGUAGAGGCCGAGAAACUUGGCGACACACUAGGAGAUGUUGAGACCGACGCACUGGUCGACACACUGGCUGACACACUAGCAGAGGUGGAGGCCGAGAAACUUGGCGAAACACUGGGGGAUGUGGAGGCUGAAACGCUGGUGGACACAUUUGCUAACACGCUAGCAGAGGUGGAAACCAAGACAAUUGGCGACACACUAAGAGAUGUCGAGACCGAAGCACUGGUCGACAAAGUGGGUGACACGCUUGCAGAGGUGGAGGCUGAGACACCUGGGGACAAACUCGGCGAUGUCGAGACGGAAGCACUUGUCGACACACUGGCUGACACGCUAGCAGAGGUGGAGGCCGAGACACUUGGCGACACACUAGGAGAUGUCGAGAAGGAAGCACUUCUCGACACACUGGCUGACACGCUAGCUGAAGUGGAAGCCGAGUAAGUUGGCGAAAUACUGUGCGAUGUCGAGACCGAAGAACUGGUCGACACACUGACUGACAUGGUAGCAGAGGUGGAGGCCGAGAAACUUGGCGAAACACUAGGCGAAGUGGAGGCUGAAACGCUAAAGGACACGCUGGCUGACAGGCUGGCAGAGGUGGAGGUCGAGACACCUGGCGACACACUGGCAGAUGUCGAGUCCGAAGCACUGGUCGACACACCGACUGACACGGUAGCAGAGGUGGAGGCCGACAAACUUGGGAAAACACUGGGCGAUGAAGAUGCUGAAACGCUGGUGGACAGACUGGCUGACACGCUGGCUGACGUGGAGGCCAAGACACUUGGCGACACACUGGGCGAUGUUGUGACCGAAGAACUGGUCGACACACUGGCUGACACGCGAGCAGAGGUGGAGGCCGAGACACUUGGCGACAUACUGAGCGAUGUCGAGACCGAAGCACUUGUCGACACACUGGCUGACACGAUAGCAGAGGUGGAGGCGGAGAAACUUGAUGAAACAGUAAGCGAUGUUAAGGCUGAAAGGCUGGUGGACACCCUGGGUGACACGCUGGCAGAGGCGGAGGCCGACACGCUUUGCAACACACUAGGAGAUGUUGGGACCGAAGCACUGGUUGACACACUGGGUGACACGCUAGCAAAGGUAGCGGCUGAGACACUUGGCGUCAAACUCGGCGAUGUCAAGACCGAAACACUGGUUGACACACUGGCUGACACGUUAGCAAAGGAAGAGGCGGAAAAACUUUGUGACACACUGGGCGAUGUCGACACCGAAGUACUGGUCAACACACUGGCUGACAUGGUAGCAGAGGUAGAGGCCGACAAACUUGGCGAAACACUGGGCGACGUAGAUGCUGAAACGCUGGUGGACACACUGGCUGACACGCUGGCAGACGUGGAGGCCGAGACACUUGGCGACACACUGGGCGAUGUCGAAACCGAAGCACUGGUCGCCACACUGGCUGACACGCUAGCAGAGGUGGAAGCCGACAAACUUGGCGAAACAGUUGGCGAUGUGGAGUCUAAAACGCUGGUGGACACACUGGCUGACACGCUAGCAGAGGAGGACGCCGAGACACUUGGCGACACACUAGGAGAUAUCGAGACCGAAGCACUGGUCGACAAAGUAGGUGACACGCUUGCAGAGGUUGAGGCUGAGACACUUGGCGACAAACUCGGCGAUGUCGAGACCGAAGCACUUGUCGACACACUGGCUGAUAUGCUAGCUGAAGUGAAAGCCGAGUAACUUGGCGAAAUACUGGGCGAUGUCGAGAGCGAAGCACUGGUUGACACACUGGCUGAAACGGUGGGAGAGGUGGAGGCCGACAAACUUGGCGAAACACUAGGCGAUGUGGAGGCUGAAACGCUGGAGGACACGCUGGCUGAAUGGCUCGCAGAAGUGGAGGCCGAGACAGCUGGCGACACACUGGGAGAUGUCGAGACCGAAGCACUGGUCGACACACUGGCUGACACGCUAGCAGAGGUGGAGGCCGAGAAACUUGGCGAAACUCUUGGCGAUGUGGACGCUGAAACGCUCUUGGACACACUGGCUGACACGCUGGCAGACGGUGAGGCCGUGACACUUGGCGACACAAUCCGGGAUGUUGAGACCAAUGCACUGGUCGACACACUGACUGACACGCUAGCAGAUGUGGAGGCCAAGAAACUUGGCGACACACUAGGAGAUGUCGAAACCGCAGCACUUGUCAACACACUGGCUGACACGCUAGCAUAGGUGGAGGCGGAGAAACUUGAUAAAACAGUGGGCGAUGUGGAGGCUGAAACGCUGGUGGACACACUGGCUGAUACGCUGGCAAAAGUGGAGGCCGAGAUGCUUUGCGACACACUAGGAGAUGUCGAGACCGAAGCACUGGUCGACACACUGGCUGACAGGCUAGCAGAGGUGGAGGCCGAGACACUUGGCGACACACUGAGCGAUGUCGAGACCGAAACACUGGUCGACACACUGGCUGACACGCUAGAUGAGGUAGAGACCAACAAACUUUGCGACACACUGGGCGAUGUCGAGACCGAAGCACUGGUCGACACACUGGCUGACACGGUAGCAGAGGUGGAGGCCGACAAACUAGGCGAAACACUGGGCGAUGUAGAUGGUGAAACGCUCGUGGACACACUGGCUGACACGCUGGCAGACGUGGAGGGAGAGAAACUAGGCGAAACACUUGGCGAUGUGGACGCUGAAACGCUCUUGGACACACUGGCUGACACGUUGGCAGAGGUGGAGGCUGUGACACUUGGCGACAGAAUGCGCGAGGUCGAGACGGAUGCACUGGUCGACACACUGCUUGACACGCUAGCAGAGGUGGAGGCCAAGAAACUUGGCGACACACUAGGAGAGGUCGAGACAGAAACACUGGUCGACACACUGGCUGACACGGUAGCAGAGGUGAAGGCCGAGAAACUUGGCGACACACUGGGCGAUGUCCAGACCGAAGCACUGGUCGACACACUCGCUGACACGCUAGCAGAGGUGGAAGCAAAGAAACUUCGUGAAACACUAGGCGAUGUGGAGGCUAAAACGCUGGAGGACACGCUGGGUGACAGGCUGGCAGAGGUGGAGGUGGAGACCCCUGGCGACACACUGAGAGAUGUCGAGACCGAAGCACUGGUCGACACACUGGCUGACACGCGAGCCGAGGUGGAGGCCGACAAACUUGGGAAAACAUUGGGCGAUAAAGAUGCUGAAACGCUGGUGGACAGACUGGCUGAAACGCUGACAGACGUGGAGGCCGAGACACUUGGCGACACACUGAGUGAUGUCGUGACCAAAGCACUGGUCGCCUCACUGGCUGACACGCUAGCAGAGGUGGAGGCGGAGAAACUUGCCAAAACACUGGACGAUGUGGAGGCUGAAACGCUGGUGGACACACUGGCUGACACGCUGGCAGAGGUGGAGACCGAGACGCUUUGCGACACACUAGGAGAUGUCGAGACCGAAGCACUGGUUGACACACUGGGUGACACGCUAGCAAAGGUGGAGGCUGAGACACUUGGCGACAAACUCGGCGAUGUCGAGACCGAAGCACUAGUGGACACACUUUCUGACACGCUAGUAGAGGUUGAGGCCGAGACACUUGGCGACACACUGGGCGAUGUCGAGACCAAAGCACUGGUCGACACACUGGCUGACACGCUAGCAGAGGUGGAGGGGGAGAAACUUGUCGACACAAUUGGCCAUGUUGACGCUGAAACGCUCUUGGACACUCUGGCUGACACGCUGGCAGAGGUGGAGGCCGAGAAAUUUGGCGAAACACUGGGCAAUGUGGAGUCUGAGACCCUGGUGGACACACUGGCUGACACACUAGCAGAGGUGGAGGCCGAGACACUUGGCGACACAUUAGGAGAUGUCGAGACCGAAGCACUGGUCGACAAAGUAGGUGACACGCUUCCAGAGGUUGAGGGUGAGACACUUGGCGACAAACUCGGCGAUGUCGAGACCGAAGCACUUGUCGACACACUGGCUGACAAACUAGCUGAAGUUAAAGCCGAGUAACUUGGCGAAAUACUGGGCGAUGUCGAGACCGAAGCACUGGUGGACACACUGGUUGACACGGUAGCAGAGGUGGAGGCGGAGAAACUUGGCGAAACACUAGGCGAUGUGGAGGUUGAAAUGCUGGAGGAAACGCUGGCUGACAGGCUGGCAGAGGUGGAGGUUGAGACACCUGGCGACACACUGGCAGAUGUCGAGACCGAAGCACUAGUCGACACACUCGCUGACACGGUAGCAGAGGUGGAGGCCGACAAACUUGGCGAAACACUGGGCGAUGAAGAUGCUGAAACGCUGGUGGACACACUGGCUGACACGCUAGCAGAGGUGGAGGCCGCGACACUUGGCGACAUACUGAGCGAUGUCGAGACCGAAGCACUUGUCGACACACUGGCUGACACGCUAGCAGAGGUGGAGGCGGAGAAAGUUGAUGAAACGCUGGGCGAUGUGGAGGUUGAAACGCUGUUGGACACACUGGCUGACAGGCUGGCAUAGGUGGAGGCCGAGACGCUUUGCGAGACACUAGGAGAUGUCAAGACCGAAGCACUGGUUGACACACUGGGAGACACGCUAGCAAAGGUGGAGGCUGAGACACUUGGCGACAAACUCGGCGAUGUCGAGACCGAAGCACUAGUGGACACACUUUCUGACACGCUAGUAGAGGUUGAGGCCGAGACACUUGGCGACACACUGGGCGAUGUCGAGACCAAAGCACUGGUCGACACACUGGCUGACACGCUAGCAGAGGUGGAGGGGGAGAAACUUGUCGACACAAUUGGCCAUGUUGACGCUGAAACGCUCUUGGACACUCUGGCUGACACGCUGGCAGAGGUGGAGGCCGAGACACUUGGCGAUACACUGGGCGAUGUCAAGACCGAAGCACUGGUCGACACACUUUCUGACAGGCUAUUAGAGGUGGAGGCCGAGAAACUUGGCGAAACACUUGGCGAUGUGGAGGCUGAAACGCUGGUGGACACACUGGCUGACACGCUAGCAGCGGUGGAGGCCGAGACACUUGACGACACACUAGGAGAUGUCGAGACUGAAGCACUGGUCGACAAAGUGGGUGACACGCUUGCAGAGGUGGAGGCUGAGACACUUGGCGACAAACUCGGCGAUGCCGAGACCGAAGCACUUGUCGACACACUGGCUGACACGCUAGCUGAGGUGGAGGCCGAGUAACUUGGCGAAACACUGCGCGAUGUCGAUACCGAAGCACUGGUCGACACACUGGCUGACAGGCUAGCAGAGGUGGAGACCGAGACACUUGGCGACACAGUGGGCGAUGUCGAGCCCGAAACACUGGUCGACACACCAGCUGACACGGUAGCAGAGGUGGAGGCCGAGACACUUGGCGACACAGUGGGCGAUGUCGAGCCCGAAACACUGGUCGACACACCAGCUGACACGGUAGCAGAGGUGGAGGCCGAGAAACUUGGCGAAACACUGGACGAUGUGGAAGCUGAAACGCUGGUGGACACACUGGCUGACACGCUGGCAGAGGUGGAGACCGAGACGCUUUGCGACAAACUAGAAGAUGUCGAGACCGAAGCACUUGUUGACACACUGGGUGACACGCUAGCAAAGGUGGAGGCUGAGACACUUGGCGACAAACUCGGCGAUGUCGAGACCGAAGCACUAGUAAACACACUGUCUGACACGCUAGUAGAGGUGGAGGCCGAGACACUUGGCGACACACUAGGCGAAGUCGAGACCGAAGCACUGGUCGACACACUGGCUGACACGCUACCAGAGGUGGAGGGCGAGAAACUUGGCGACACAAUUGGCGAUGUUAACGCUGAAACGCUCUUGGACGCACUGGCUGACACGCUGGAAGAGGUGGAGGCCGAGAAACUUGGCAAAACACUGGGCAAUGUGGAGUCUGAGACGCUGGUGGACACACUGGCUGACACACUAGCAAAGGUGGAGGCCGAGACACUGGGCGAAACACUAGGAGAUGUCGAGACCGAAGCACUGGUCGACAAAGUAGGUGACACGCUUCCAGAGGUUGAGGGUGAGACACUUGGCGACAAACUCGGCGAUGUCGAGACCGAAGCACUUGUCGACACACUGGCUGACACACUAGCUGAAGUGGAAGCCGAGUAACUUGGCGAAAUACUGGGCGAUGUCGAGACCGAAGCACUGGUGGACACACUGGCUGACACGGUAGCAGAGGUGGAGGCCGAAAAACUUAGCGACACACUGGGCGAUGUCGAGACCGAAGCACUGGUCGACACACUGGCUGAGAGGCUAGCAGAGGUGGAGGUCGAGACACCUGGCGACACACUGGGAGAUGUCGAGACCGAAGCACUAGUCGAAACACUGGCUGACACGGUAGCAGAGGUGGAGGCCGACAAACUUGGCGAAACACUGGGCGAUGAAGAUGCUGAAACGCUGGUAGACAGACUGGCUGACACGCUAGCAGACGUGGAGGCCGAGACACUUGGCGACACACUGGGCGAUGUCGUGACCGAAGCACUGGUCGACACACUGGCUGACACGCUAGCAGAGGUGGAGGCCGAGACACUUGGCGACAUACUGAGCGAUGUCGAGACCGAAGCACUUGUCGACACACUGGCUGACACGCUAGCAGAGGUGGAGGCGGAGAAACUUGACGAAACGCUGGGCGAUGUGGAGGUUGAAACGCUGUUGGACACACUGGCUGACACUCUGGCAGAGGUGGAGGCCGAGACGCUUUGCGAGACACUAGGAGAUGUCAAGACCGAAGCACUGGUUGACACACUGGGUGACACGCUAGCAAAGGUGGAGGCUGAGACACUUGGCGACAAACUCGGCGAUGUCGAGACCGAAGUACUGGUCGACACACUGGCUGACACGCUAGCAGAGGUAGAGGCGGAAAAACUUUGCGACACACUGGGCGAUGUCGAGACCGAAGUACUGGUCGACACACUGGCAGACAUGGUAGCAGAGGUGGAGGCCGACAAACUUGGCGAAACACUGGGCGAUGUAGAUGCUGAAACGGUGGUGGACACACUGGCUGACACGCUGGCAGAAGUGGAGGCCGAGACACUUGGCGAUACGCUGGGCGAUGUCGAGACCGAAGCACUGGUCGACACACUUGCUGAAAGGCUAGCAAAGGUGGAGGCUGAGACACUUGGCGAAACCCUAGGAGAUGUCGAGACCGAAGCACUGGUCGACAAAGUAGGUGACACGCUUCCAGAGGUUGAGGGUGAGACACUUGGCGACAAACUCGGCGAUGUUGAGACCGAAGGACUUGUCGACACACUGGCUGACACACUAGCUGAAGUGGAAGCCGAGUAACUUGGCGAAAUACUGGGCGAUGUCGAGACCGAAGAACUGGUGGACACACUGGCUGACACGGUAGCAGAGGUCGAAGCCGAGAAACUUGGCGAAACACUAGGCGAUGUGGAGGUUGAAAUGCUGGAGGAAACGCUGGCUGAGAGGCUGGCAGAGGUGGAGGUUGAGACACCUGGCGACACACUGGGAGAUGUUGAGACCAAAGCACUAGUCGACACACUCGCUGAUACGGUAGCAGAGGUGGAGGCCGACAAACUUGGCAAAACACUGGGCGAUGAAGAUGCUGAAACGCUGGUGGACAGACUGGCUGACACGCUAGCAGAGGUGGAGGCCGCGACACUUGGCGACAUAGUGAGCGAUGUCGAGACCGAAGCACUUGUCGACACACUGGCUGACACGUUAGCAGAGGUGGAGGCGGAGAAACUUGAUGAAACGCUGGGCGAUGUGGAGGUUGAAACGCUGUUGGACACACUGGCUGACACGCUAGCAGAGGUGGAGGCCGAGACGCUUCGCGAGACACUAGGAGAUGUCAAGACCGAAGCACUGGUUGACACAAUGGGUGACACGCUAGCAAAGGUGGAGGCUGAGACACUUGCCGACAAACUCGGCGAUGUCGAGACCGAAACACUGGUCGAAACACUGGCUGACACGCUAGCAGAGGUAGAGGCGGAAAAACUUUGCGACACACUGGGCGAUGUCGAGACCGAAGUACUGGUCGACACACUGGCAGACAUGGUAGCAGAGGUGGAGGCCGACAAACUUGGCGAAACACUGGGCGAUGUAGAUGCUGAAACGGUGGUGGACACACUGGCUGACACGCUGGCAGACGUGGAGGCCGAGACACUUGGCGAUACACUGGGCGAUGUCAAGACCGAAGCACUGGUCGACACACUUUCUGACAGGCUAGCAGAGGUGGAGGCCGAGAAACUUGGCGAAACACUUGGCGAUGUGGAGGCUGAAACGCUGGUGGACACACUGGCUGACACGCUAGCAGCGGUGGAGGCCGAGACACUUGGCGACACACUAGGAGAUGUCGAGACUGAAGCACUGGUCGACAAAGUCGGUGACACGCUUGGAGAGGUGGAGGCUGAGACACUUGGCGACAAACUCGGCGAUGCCGAGACCGAAGCACUUGUCGACACACUGGCUGACACGCUAGCUGAGGUGGAGGCCGAGUAACUUGGCAAAACAUUGCGCGAUGUCGAUACCGAAGCACUGGUCGACACACUGGCUGACAGGCUAGCAGAGGUGGAGGCCGAGACACUUGGCGACACAGUGGGCGAUGUCGAGCCCGAAACACUGGUCGACACACCAGCUGACACGGUAGCAGAGGUGGAGGCCGAGAAACUUGGCGAAACACUGGACGAUGUGGAAGCUGAAACGCUGGUAAACACACUGGCUGACACGCUGGCAGAGGUGGAGACCGAGACGCUUUGCGACAAACUAGAAGAUGUCGAGACCGAAGCACUUGUUGACACACUGGGUGACACGCUAGCAAAGGUGGAGGCUGAGACACUUGGCGACAAACUCGGCGAUGUCGAGACCGAAGCACUAGUAAACACACUGUCUGACACGCUAGUAGAGGUGGAGGCCGAGACACUUGGCGACACACUAGGCGAAGUCGAGACCGAAGCACUGGUCGACACACUGGCUGACACGCUACCAGAGGUGGAGGGCGAGAAACUUGGCGACACACUUGGCGAUGUUGACGCUGAAACGCUCUUGGACACACUGGCUGACACGCUGGCAUAGGUGGAGGCCGAGAAAUUUGGCGAAACACUUGGCAAUGUGGAGUCUGAGAGCCUGGUGGACACACUGGCUGACACACUAGCAGAAGUGGAGGCCGACACACUUGGCGACACACUAGGAGAUGUCGAGACCGAAGCACUAGUCGACAAAGUAGGUGACACGCUUCCAGAGGUUGAGGGUGAGACACUUGGCGACAAACUCGGCGAUGUCGAGACCGAAGCACUUGUCGACACAGUGGCUGACAAACUAGCUGAAGUGGAAGCCGAGUAACUUGGCGAAAUACUGGGCGAUGUCGAGACCGAGGCACUGGUGGACACACUGGCUGACACGGUAGCAGAGGUGGAGGCGGAGAAACUUGGCGAAACACUAGGCGAUGUGGAGGUUGAAAUGCUGGAGGAAACGCUGGCUGACAGGCUGGCAGAGGUGGAGGUUGAGACACCUGCCGACACACUGGGAGAUGUCGAGACCAAAGCACCAGUCGACACACUCGCUGACACGGUAGCAGAGGUGGAGGCCGACAAACUUGGCGAAACACUGGGC